Gadus morhua (Atlantic cod) is the source of this 7276-nucleotide messenger RNA. Its product is annotated as tensin-3-like. Gene Ontology annotation, cellular component: focal adhesion. Gene Ontology annotation, molecular function: protein binding. The record is from RefSeq and is a predicted model, not a curated record. Gene Ontology annotation, biological process: dephosphorylation. NCBI's taxonomy places the organism in Eukaryota, Metazoa, Chordata, Actinopteri, Gadiformes, Gadidae.
UGUGUGUGUGUGUGUGUGUGUCUGUGUGUGUGUGUGUGUGUGUGUGUGUGUGUGUGUGUGUGUGUGUGUGUGUGUGUGUGUGUGUGUUUUAAAACAGAUGGUUAACCCCAAAACAAAAUGUAUUUCACGUGGUUUUAUUUAUACGAUUAUCUAGAAUCUUCUCGUUCUCAUCAUCACCGGUUCAGAAAGUAACCCUUUCUGACAGUUUAGUGGGUGUUGCUUGUUGUUCUGAGAUUAGCAUUAGCACAGAUUUAUAGCAUUAGCAAUGUGCUUCAGCGUUGGCACAGUGUUUCAUCGUUAGCUCGGUGCUGUAGCAUUAGCUCUGUGUGUGGGGCGGUCGGAAGGCAGUGACUUUGUUUGUCUUGUCUCUUCACCAGCUGGCAAGUCAGAGCAACAGGGAGGUCAGCCCACCGAUGACUAGAUAAGAGUGUGUGUGGGGGGCAUGGGGAUAGCCGGUCUCAUCCGGAAUUAGAAUAUUUGUAAACUUUACCCAAUCUUCUCUCUGCAACACAAUUGCAUCUCAGAGCUGAUUUCAUUCUUGGUUUGAGGUUGCCUAAAGGGAGGGGAUAUUGUAUUUCAAAAGUAAAGAAUGCCUUUAAUAUGCUACUUGUGAUAUUCCACUGACUCCAUUACUGCUGUACAGCUAGGCUGUUUCUGGGUAAACAAAGAACUCUGUGUGUCGUUCAAUGUGGAGUUGAGGUCGCACUCUAAAGAUAUCGGCGGGGAACAUGGACACAAUGAGAGGAGCUCGGGACUUUGACCGUUCAAUAUUGACAGCGGUGAAGUCACCGAGGAAACGUCACGAGUUCAGAAUGGAGGAGGGAUACGAGCUGGACCUGACCUACAUCACGGAGCGUAUCAUCGCCGUGUCCUUCCCCCGGGCCUGCUCGGAGGAGAUCUACGCACACAACCUGAAGGAUGUGACGCGCAUGCUGAGGUCCAAGCACGCCGACAACUACCUGACUAUCAACCUGUCAGAGAGAAGAGCCGACCUGUCCAGAAUUAACUCUAAGACUCUGGACACGGGCUGGCCUGACUUGCACGCUCCGCCUCUGGAUAAGAUUUGCACCAUCUGCAAGGCCAUGGAGGGGUGGCUGAAUACUGACCCACUGCACGUAGUGGUAAUCCACUGUAGGGGCGGUAAGGGACGGAUUGGAGUGGUUAUUUCAUCGUUUAUCCACUUCACCGACAUAUCCGCCAGCGCCGACCAGGCCCUGGACCGCUUCGCCAUGAGGAAGUACUACGACGACAAGGUGUCCGCUCUGAUGACCCCCUCCCAGAAACGGUACGUGUGGAUCCUCAACAGCCUCCUGAGCGGGUCGAUGAAGAUCAACGCCUCGCCGCUCUUCCUCCAUUGCAUCAUUCUUCACGGCCUCCCAAACUUUGACGCCAGCGGAGUGUGCCGUCCCUACCUGAAGGUGUACCAGGGAAUGCAAGCUGUCUACUCUUCAGGGGUCUAUCACAUCGGACCGGGCCACAGAGACAGGCUGUGCAUUCCCCUGGAACCAGCACAGCUGCUGAAGGGAGACAUCAUGAUCAAAUGCUACCACAAGAGCGACGUGACGUCGGAGCGCGAGGUGGUCUUCCGCCUGCAGUUCCACACGGGAGCAGUGCAGGGCUACAGCUUGUCCUUCGACAAGGAAGACAUGGAGGCCGCCAACAAGGAUCCCAGAUUUCCGGAUUACGGCCGAGUGGAGCUGGUGUUCACAGAGGGCCCGGAGAGGAUCCCAGAUGCCGAUCGUUGGCACAACGGUGCCGAUGUCAUGGUGGACUACAACACCGCCGACCCUAUCCUGCGCUGGGACUCGUACCAGGACAUCUGUGACGGAGAAGUGCCGCGUUCUCAGGGCUUAGGCCAGGACAGAGCAGCGCCCAAGAAGAGCCCCGUCGCGGCGGGGGCCACGCUGGGCCGAGGGGCCCGCACCACCUCCGCCGCCUCCAGCCCCGACCACAGCGACCACGCCCUCUCCGCCAGCAGCGACUCGGGCCUCUCCAGCACCUCCCUGUGGACGGACAGACCCGCGCCCGUCGCCAACAGCACCAGCACCGUCACCACCCCCACCCCCGCCGCCAGCAGCGCCCUCAUCACCACAGCCCCCAAGCAGCCCGGCCAGGGGCCCAGCCGGCACGAGAAGGCCGAGCUCAACCGCCUGCUGAGCGGCUUCGGCCUGGAGGAACCCUCCCUGGAGGAGAUGGACGACCGCGGGCCCAGGGCGGCCGUGCUCGACCGCCCCCCCGCCCACCAGGCGCACGUCAACGGAGACCCCGGGCCCGGGGAGCGGGAGACGGACAUCCUGGACGACGAGGUGAUGAUGACGGGCCACGACCUGCACAGCGUGGACAGCCUGGGCACCCUGUCGUCCUCCUUCCACAAGAGCAGCCAGAACUCACUUCUGUCCGACGGCUUCGGGAGUCCCGGGGCGGAGGAGCUUCAUCAGCAUCAGCAGACGCAGACGCAGACGCAGGUCCAGCAUCCGCCGCACCACCAACACCAGAACCAGCAGCAUAUCAUCCACCAGCACCACAACCACAACCAGGUUCACUACCCUGGGCCGGUCGUCGGGGACGACUACGAGACUAGGAGGGGCUUCCUGCAGCAGCAGCUCUUCAGGCAGGGCAGCUACUCGACUCACUCCUGGGUGCGGCAGCAGCAGAUGGUGGCCGCCCAGCAGUUCGGUUACGGGGCGGAGGACGCCGGAGGAGGCGGUGGAGGUGGUGGCGGAGGAGGCGGAGGACGGGGGCGACAACGGACCGAGGUCCUGGCAUGCAAGCCCGGGAGCAGCCCCCCAAGCCGGUGGAGGAACCCGGUCUUCCGGCAGGGACGCGACGGUCCAGAACCUCAGGAAGACCCUGACGACGACGACGACGAGCUCGACGGCGACGACGGUAACGGCGCCGGUAUCGAAGACUGUCGGCCCGCCACGAGCAAUAACAACAACAACUGCUCGCGGGACGAGGAGUUCAAGUCCCUGACGGUGGACAUCGACAACUCCAUCGACCAGUUGAACCAGCUCAUCAUGGACCUGGACCCCACCUUCAUGCCCGUCUCGUCCCGCUCCGGCUCGGUCAAGAGGAAUGGGGGUGUGGGGAACGCCUCGGACGCCAAGUAUUCCAACGGCAACGGCACCGAUCAGAGACUUCACAGUAAAAGCGUGACCUCCCUGCAUCACACGCAGCAGACAGCUGUGGGCCCCGGGGAGAACCAUGGAGAGGCUCUGCGGAGUGUGAGCCGCCAGGGGGGAGACGCUGCGGACCCCCCAGGGUACUGCAGCUCGGGCUGGGUCAGCUCGGAGGAGUUCAGGGGGACCCGCACCUACUCCCCCGGCCUGCCCCCCACCCAGCAUGCCAUGCUGUACAGGAGCGACAGCGUGGACUACAGGGCCCAGGGGCCCGACAUGGACAGCGGGAUCGAGGCCGGGAGUGACAUCGCCCCGCCCACUCCCUCCUUCCCCAUCUCUCCGCCCACACCUUAUGUGAAAAACAUGUCGGAGUUCACUCAGUUCAGACAGGCGUCCUACGGAGUCUACAGGCCCGAGCACGAGAUUCGUGAAUACUCGGACAGCGUCGGCCACAUCGGACUCGUCAACGAGGGAGACGCCCCCAUCAGCUGUCACAGGUUGCUUAGCAACUCCCGCUCCAACAGUAUCAGCGGGAAAAUGCAUCGGGGCGACAGCCAAUCCACGGGCCAGUCCUGGCCUGAGCACCCGGCCCUGAGCCGCCACACCUCCCUGAGCAGCUACCCCUCCGCCACAGCCCCGCAGCACAGCAUGUCGGUGGACUACGCCCAGCACUCGCCCCCCUCCCCCUCGCCCCACCCGGGCCCCAACGCCCACAGCUCGCCGCAGAGCGCCCAGCGGAGCCGCCUGGCGUGCUACGCCCUCAGCCGCGGCCCCGCCAGCCACCUCUUCGACGGCGAGCAGGACGUCCCGACCCGGACGGGCUACGGCGGCGGCGGCGGCGGCGGCACCAACGGGUGCCUCGACCGCAACCUCCUGACCUCCCUGGACGGCAGCGGUGGCGGCGGUCACAGCGGGCUGGCCCACACGCUGCUGCAGCCGCCGCCGCCGCUGCUGCCCGAGAAGAAGCGGGCGUCGGACGGCGAGCUCUCCCUGGGCACGGCGUCGCCGGUGCCCAGCGGCUUCUCCAGCCCCCACAGCGGCAGCUCCCUGAGCAUCCCCUUCCCCAACAGCCUCCCCGACCUCUCCCUGCAGACCCAGGGCGUGGCCUCGCCCCUGCCAGAUGUGUUGUCCAGCCGGCUGGUGACGGUCAAGUUCGUGCAGGACACGUCAAAGUUCUGGUACAAGCCGGACAUCUCUAGGGACCAAGCUAUCUCUGUGCUGAAGGACCAGGAGGCAGGCUGCUUCAUCGUAAGGGACAGCCACUCCUUCAAAGGGGCCUACGGGCUGGCCAUGAAGGUGGCCACGCCCCCACCCUCCGUCCUACAGCAGAGUCGGAGAGGAGGGGAUCUGUCCAAUGAGUUGGUGCGCCACUUUCUGAUCGAGUGUACACAGAAGGGCGUGAGGCUGAAGGGCUGCCCCAACGAGCCUUACUUCGGUAGUUUAACUGCGUUGGUCUGCCAGCAUUCGAUCACACCACUGGCCCUACCCUGUAAACUCAUCAUUCCUGACAGAGACCCCCUGGAAGACGUGGUGGAGAGCACCUCCAACUCGGUCACCAACUCUGCUGCAGAGCUGCUGAAACAAGGGGCAGCCUGUAACGUGUGGUUCCUGGGCUCCGUGGAGAUGGAGUCCCUGACGGGGAUCCAGGCGGUGCAGAAGGCCACCACCCGGACCCUGGCCUCCGACCCCCUGCCCACCUCCACCGUGGUCCACUUCAAGGUGUCCUCCCAGGGCAUCACCCUCACCGACAACCAGAGGAGGCUCUUCUUCAGGAGACAUUACCCUGUGAAUAUGGUCAUCUACUGUGCUCUGGACCCUCAAGACAGAAAGUGGAAAAAGGAUGGCUGUCCUGCAAAGAUCUUUGGGUUUGUGGCUCGCAAAACUGGCAACUCGAUGGACAAUGUGUGCCACCUGUUUGCUGAGCAUGACCCCGAACAGCCAGCCAGUGCCAUCGUCAACUUUGUCUCCAAGGUGAUGAUUGGCUCCCAGAAGAGUAAGUAAGCCUUCUGAUGACUGGCUGGACUAUGUAUAAAUGGUGGGAAGAAAAAGAGGAAGAAAAAAAAUGAAUUCAAGCUAACGCUAUCGCUAACAGUUGAGAAGGCUGGGUGUGAGCGACUGGAAAAGAUAAAAAGAUGAAUGAGUUGAGUCAACGUUUUUGGCACGAGAUAAGAGGAACAAUUGUACAGGUCCUACAUCUUCAGCCAGCACCAAUAAAAGCAGUGCCAUCUUCCAGGAAACCAAACCUUCAAUGCUAUUUUUUUUUUUGGGCUGUAUUGUUAGGACUGAUGAGGAAAUUGAUAACACUAAAUCAAAUGUACAAAUUCAUGGUUGUUAUGCAUUUUGUUAUAAAAUGAUUUUCUUUGAUCCCUUUUCACACUAUACAUGGCGACAGAGCCUGGUGGUGUUUUGAAAUGAUCAGCAUGGCAGGAGAAUGGUCUGUUAAAGUUUGACCAUAAAGGUUUCUUUUCAUUUGUAUGGUUCUAUUGAGGGUGUGAUGCUCAAACUGCAAGCUAUGUUCAAUAAGUGAUGCGUUUUAAGAAACAGCUGUACUAUGAAAUAUUACAGGUUCAUCUCAUCAGUAUCUAUGCAAUGUAUUUUCCUAUUUUAUUUAUCACGUAUCACAUGUGCUGCACACAUUUAACCCUGUCCUCAAAUGUACACAAAUGCCACAUGUCGCCAAUAACCGUGUCAGUAACUAAACUGUUUUUUAUCCGAUGAAGUUGGGUGUUAAUAGGACCACUUAUGAUACUGUCUGUGUUGUUAUGAAAGAGUUUAGCAUGUGUGUUGAAAAGAACAUAAAACCACAGACCGUAGAGGGAACAUAAUUAAAUGCUAAUUUAUAAAUAAAGUUGAAGUAAAGUUGAUUAAAACCACACCAGUACUUUGGGUAAGACACUGCUAGUUACCUCACUUUACAGCUGUCAAAUGAGUCAUUUCUUUAGGGUUGUCAUUACCAUAGACGUAUGUACAUAGACAUGGGAUUGACUGCUUCGACCCGUUGGCUGUGAUGCAUCAAAGUCGCCGUCUAUUAGAGAUUGGCAAAGAUUGGCCCUUAGACAAAUUCAAGUAAACAGAGGAGCUGUGUUUUUUUUCUGGAUAAAAAGCACCAUGACGUUUAUAUUUGUCAUCGGAUUUCAAUGAGUCGUUUUAUCUAAUCAGAUUUAACCGGAUUUAUAAAUAUUUUAUCUGAAUAUUUUGUAUUUAUUUUUGACUCUACUUAGAUCAUAAUCCCUUUUAGUAAAAAAAGAAUCCAAAGUCUUGUAAUCAUUUGAGAAAUGUACACUUUAUGGUGAAUGUUAUCCAGAAAAAUGCCAACCCCCCCUGUUAGCAUGUAUUCCCCCCAACCCUCAACCCUACCCAAUUAGGGAGCUUGGUGUUUUUGUUUUUUAUUUGUUUGUUUAAAGUAUGUAUAAUAUAUAUAUAUAUAUAUAUGAAAAUAUGGCCAUAAUGUUAAUAUAACGCACGCUUUAGUGGUUCUUAGUGAAUGCCCUAGAUUACUAUAUGAUAUUCUUUAAACAUCUGUCAAUGACAUAUCCAACAUCUCUUCUCUGGAAUGAUGAUAGUUCUGAGAUAUACACCGAGGGCAAUUUAAAAGGAUAUGGAUUCUGUCAUGUUGUUGAUAAGCUCUCUAUUAUAAGCGCAUUAUUGUUUUAAUAUUGUCUGAACCCAUAUGUGCUUUCUAUAUUUUUAAAUGUAGUGCAUUUUGUAUGCGCCCCUGUCUAUACAUGCUAUCUAAACGGAUUAUUUGUAUAUUUCAGAUAUCAGUUAUGUAAAUAAACAAAAGGGAACAUUUGUUUGGCUUUUUAAAUUUUAAAGAGAAUUUAAACGUAGCCGGUCGACAAUACUAUAAGAUAAACAUAGUUUAAUCACACAAAAUAGAAUCAUGCAGUCAGAUUACAGGUAUGUACAACUUCUUAGCCAAUAUCUUGAUCUUCAUCAAAGCGAUUAAACAUUGAAUUACUGUGAUAAACGUCAACGGUGAAGUACCAUGAGAAACCAGCAGAGGGGGGUCGAAAGUCAACUUAUUUUCUACACUCAUCCACCAAACUCGAGUGUAUUCUAGAGAGUAUGAAAGAGAUUGUGACGUGGCUGUUUCUCUCUGAUCAAAGACGAAUAAACUCUGAAUAAACUCGCUGAUUAAAGACGCUUCAAACGAA